Molecule: messenger RNA, 2658 nt
Organism: Podospora anserina S mat+
Lineage: Eukaryota; Fungi; Ascomycota; Sordariomycetes; Sordariales; Podosporaceae
Exons: 2
Source: RefSeq, a predicted model, not a curated record
CGGGAGCUGGCUGGUCUUGCAUGGACCACCCCAAAUCUCCUCCUGCCAUCUCCCGAUGACACCGUCACACAACCUCAAUGUCGUACUAAUCAUUUGUUUUUUUGCAACGAGCAGGACACCUUUGAAGAUGCCGUCGAGUCGGGCGAGACAGGUUCGGUCCGGUCGUUGACCAAGCGACAACCGUCCGUGGUCACGCCCCUCACCGUGGAGGAGGAAACCGAGUCCGACUACGAGGAGCCUCAGUCCCCAGUUGCUCCCGCUCGGCAAUCUGUGCUCAAUGUCGAUGGGCCCGCCGAUGUGGUCGAAAAGCCGGAAUCCCCGACGACGAGCGACCACAGAAUAUCGCGCCGUUUCUCCCGUGUCUCUGAAGCUUCUGCCGGCUCUCUCGACAACGUGAACCUAGACGACGAUUCAACUCCAACGGCCGCCACCCAACUAGCCAAAAUUGCCGCUUCCGUCCCCGCUGCUGCGGCACCAGCAGUAGCUCAGGAGGUUCCCGUCCCGACCAGCCCCGAACCUGCCAUCGCAGAGAAGCCCGCCCCUGCCCCGGAAAAGGCUCACACUGCCAAAACUAUGUCUUUUAGCAGCAUCAGCAUGCCCUGGGAUACUCGGUCAAAGAGCCCCCCGGCUGCGCCGCCCUCGCCAAAUCCUCCUUCGACUGCUGCUCCCGCGCCGACUGGUCGGAAGUUCAACAGCCCCUUUUCAUGGCUUUCGAGAAGCUCGACCAAGGUUGAGACACCUGUGCCACCAGCACCUUCCCCGAGGAGGAAUACGGCUAGCUCGGUCGCCACCAUGACGAGCAAUCCGGAGAUGAUGCUGAGCAAGCUGGACGAGGAUGACGAGACUAGGGCGAUCGGGUCGAGGAACAGCUUGAAGGAUCGGUUCAAGGCGCUGCGGAUGAGGGAAGAGGCUGGGAUUCCUGGUAUGAAUGGGGACGAGGAGAAGCAAGGUGAUGAGGACGGCGAUGCUGAUACUGUUUCGAUCCCGAAACCACCGCCCUCGCCGCUGCCGCAAAGCCCGAACCGGAAUCUGGCUCCGGGCACUGUCUCGGGUGUCAAUGCCGGGCCUUCUGCCAUGACCGACACGCCGGUUGAUUGGGAUCUUUGGCAGGCCGUUGUCUACGAGGGUCCUGCGGCGGUGGCCCGGACGAGUGCCGAGGAGCUGAAUAAGGCGAUUGCUACCGGCAUCCCGAGCGCCAUCCGCGGUGUUAUUUGGCAGGUGCUGGCUCAGAGCAAGAACGAAGAGCUCGAGAUAGUAUAUCGGGAACUUGUUGCUAGGGGCACUGACAAGGAGAUUAAUGGCAUCACCAACGGGAGCACCAAGGACUCGGCCUCGUCUGCCUCGUCGGUCAACUCCGAGGCUGGCUCUACCGGUGGUUCUUCGCCAACCGAUAAGGAGACUGACUCUAUCAAAUCCGCCGCCGCUGCUGCCGAGCGCAGGAAGAAGGAUAAGGAAGAUCUUGCUCAGCUUCAGAAGCUGGAAAAGGUCAUCAGGAGGGAUCUGGGUGCUCGAACAAGCUACUCCAAGUACGCUGCCGCCCAAGGGCUCCAGGAAGGCCUGUUUGGCGUGUGCAAGGCGUAUGCGCUGUUUGACGAGCAGGUUGGGUACGCGCAGGGCAUGAACUUUUUGAUCAUGCCGCUGCUCUUCAACAUGGCCGAGGAGGAGGCCUUUUGCCUGUUGGUCAGGCUGAUGAAUCACUACCAGCUGCGGGAUCUGUUUGUGGCGGACAUGCCGGGGCUGCACCUGAGGCUGUUCCAGUUUGAGAGGCUGCUGGAGGAUCUGGAGCCGGCACUGUACUGCCACUUGCGGAGGAGGGGGAUCACGCCGCACUUGUAUGCCACGCAGUGGUUCUUGACGCUGUUUGCGUACCGCUUCCCGCUGCAGCUGGUGUUGAGGAUUUAUGACUUGAUCCUCUCGGAGGGGCUGAGCGCGAUCUUGAGGUUUGGCAUUGUGCUCAUGCAAAAGAACGCGGCGGCGCUGCUGGGGAUCACGGACAUGAGCGCCCUGACGACGUUUUUGAAGGACAGGCUGUUUGAUUUUUAUAUUGAUGCCACCCCGUCGACGAAUUCGAUUUUGGAGAAUGGUUUCUUUGGGAGCAGCAGCAGCAGUCUGGACAAGGAGGUUUACCGGGCGGAUCAGCUGGUCAGGGAUGCGUGCGAGGUGAAGAUUACGCCCGAGGUGCUGCAGGCUUACAAGGUGGAGUGGGAGGAGAAGACGAGGGCGGAGAAGGAGAGGGAGCAGGAGCUGGAGGGGUUGAGGUCGGCGAAUGCGAGUUAUGCGAGCAGGGUGAGGCGGUUGGAGGAGAGGAUCGAGGCUCAUGAUCGGGAGCAGGCGGAGCUGGCGACGGAUUUGGUCAAGACCAAGGUGGAGAAUGAGGAGUUGAAGGAUGAGAAUGAGAGCUUGAGGGGGCAGGUGAAGGAGUUGAGGAUUGUGAUUGAGAAGCAGCCCGAGGAGCUGGAGCAGGCGUGGGAGUUGGAACGGGGGGAUUUGAUGAAGAGGAAUGAGAAGGUGCACGAGGAGAAUGAGAGGUUGGAGAAGGAGUUGAAGGACUUGGAGGAGGAGCUGGUGGCUACCAAGGUGCAGUAUGCUGAGGUCAAUUCUCAACAUGAGACCCUCAAGCAAAAGUGGAAGGAGUUGAAGAAGCAGUUUGAUAACUAA